This is a messenger RNA of Limanda limanda (common dab), 3540 nucleotides long. RefSeq names its product ERBB receptor feedback inhibitor 1a (gene errfi1a). The transcript has 4 exons. Gene Ontology annotation, biological process: negative regulation of epidermal growth factor receptor signaling pathway; regulation of keratinocyte differentiation. Gene Ontology annotation, cellular component: extrinsic component of cytoplasmic side of plasma membrane. The record is from RefSeq and is a predicted model, not a curated record. Bases 274 to 1503 code for a protein of 409 amino acids. NCBI's taxonomy places the organism in Eukaryota, Metazoa, Chordata, Actinopteri, Pleuronectiformes, Pleuronectidae.
UGUCACAGUGCAGCCGGAGCGUCAACAAUCCGCUGGCGCCCCGAUCCUGAUGCAAUAGGAGAGUCUGAAGAUUAGAGAGACUCAAAGUGAAGCCCCCCCCCCUCCCUCUCCCUCUCCCUAACCCGUCUCCACAGAGGAAGAGGCAGGAGCGAGGAUCCGUAUUUACCGCGGAGGAGUGUAUGGGCUCAGCCGGCGGAGGGAAGCUGGAGAGUUAUUUAGUUCCACCAGAGGCAGGGGCAGCCAGCCGGGCGAUCUGAGUGUUUUCUGGCUUUGAUGCGACCCGAGUGUACCUGGAGCAUGUCCACAGUGGGCCUGACUGCCCAGGAGUUUCCCAUAGAAAACCCCUUCCUGCGGGGCAGCUACUGUCACAACAUGGCUGGAUCCAAAUCCUCCUGGAGCUCCCGCCCAGAGCCAAACAACUUCUACUUCAGUAUGGAGAGAGCACCCACAGAACGCAGCUCUCCAACCCAACACAAGGGGCUGCCUCCACCGUCUCUAAGUCAUGACAGACACAGUCCCAACACACAGAGAUUACCUCCGAAGAAAUGCCGGCCCUCCCAUCUCUCCCUGUCCUGCACUGCUGAACCCUCCACCCCAAGUCCUGUUGACGACGACCAGGUGGUCCCCUCAUUCCAGAGGCUCUCGGUGUACGAGUGCAGCAGCCCAACACAGAGACCGGGCAGAUGCUCCAAGCCUCUGCCCCCCAUCCCUCCACGAACAGACUUCUCCCAUGAGCAGGCCAUAGACAAUGAGGUGGAAUUUUUCACGAGUACGGACGACAGCUUGUGUCUGGUGUCCGAUCCGAGUCCCAAAUCGUUUCCUUUUCUUUUUGGCCGACGGAGCUUCAGGGACGGCGGGCAGAUAAACCAUGCCUGCUCUUACUACGAUGGCCCAUUUAGACCACAAAUCCAGAGACAGCCCCAACAGCACCAUCAGAUGCAACCUCCACAGGAAGUACGGGAAGAGUAUGAGCAGCAGCAGCAGCCGCAGCAGCGUCAGGAACCCCCUAAGCCGGUGGUCUGUCAGAGACAGCAGGACAAGGCUCAGAGGAGGCUCCGGCGCUCUCACUCAGGCCCGGCUGGAUCCUUUAACAAAGUCUCAUUGCGCCUCGCUUGCCACAAACGCUACACCAACAGUAUGGAUAAACCUGAGCAGCCCCCCCCUAUCCCUCCUCGAACAAAGACAGGAGACUACCGCCGCUGGUCAGCAGAGGUCUCAUCUGGGGCUUAUAGUGACGAAGACAAACCACCUAAGUUGCCCCCAAGGGAACCUUUUUCCAGAGGCAGCUCUCGUACCCCCAGCCCCAAGAGCCUCCCAACAUACACUAAUGGAGUGAUGCCUCCAACCCAAAGCUUUGCACCAGAUCCUAAAUACGUGAGCUUUCGAGGUUUACGGAGACAGAACAGUGAGGGCUCCCCCUGCAUACGUCCGGUUAUGGAAAACGGUGAGAAGGUCAGCAACACGCAUUACUAUAUCCUGCCUCAGGAGACUCACCUCGUGUAGAGACAUUUUCUUCGGAACAUGGACAGCUCUGCAGCUCGCAAUACAGAAAUGUCGGACUGCGACUGCAACACCGGAGGAUUUACUCUGAUUUGAAGUUUUGGUGGAAGUAGCAGAGGACUUUGCUGUACAUGAGCAAAAAACCACUUGACAAAAUGGUGAAACUGGACACUAACAACCCUCAAAUUGCUGCUUUUACAGUUUAAAUAUUUUUUAUGAACCCCUUAUGUAUUCUGAUCACACAGGGUAUGUGCGCACUGUAUUCAGUUACUGGUAAUGUUGGAGUAGCCGUCACAAUCGAGAUACCUUACAUACAAAUCGUAUCUCUGAUAAGGCUGUGGGCAAAAUUCAACACUGUAGAGCUUAUUUUUGAUAUGAUUUUUAUUUUAUUUGAUGACAUUCAAUAAUGUGCUGUUUUUGCUGAUGUUGUGGUUCAGUCAAGAAAGGGACAAGCGGGCCUUGGACCUCGUGUGCUCAGUAUUUUGUGUCUGUAAGGUUGAGGCUGUUUGAUGCUGCUUACCUAUCUCACUGGGGACAGAAGGUCAGUAAUGUCACCACAGAUCGCUUAAUCUAUGAAGUCUAAACACAAGGGCAACUACUUUCUAACAAUUUGAAGGAUGUUAGCACGCAAUUCUCAAUUCUGUUUGCUAUUAUGUAUCGACACUGAUGGCUUCUCCUGCCUUGAUGAAGAUUCAGUCUUAUUCCGGCCUAUACUAUGUCUGUGUAAAUUUGUGUUUCCCACAUGGCACAUUGUCAUGGUACAUUUUGUCCUGAGAGAGGGGUACAUUACUGGUAGCUAUGCAUGUUUCCAAUGGAAUGUCUAGUGCAGCUUACAUGGUGUAGUUAUCUGAUGAGUGUGUUUGUGUAUAUUAUAUGUGCGUGGACUUGUUUGUGCAUACGUGCAUGUGAACAACGGUCGGAAAAGUGUUGCGGUGAUUUGUAAAAGAGUGACAUUCUACAGUGAAGUAGGGAAUUGUCAACCAUAUUUGUUACUGUGCUCUGGUUGUUGAGCUCAGCCCUCCUCAAAGUGCACACAUUUGUUUGCUUUGUGUCAGUCGCCAGGUCCAUUCUCUUGCACAGAUAUCGACCUGUUGAACAUAAAUGAAUGAAUGUAUGCUCUUCUUACUGAAAUUCCGUCAAACAGUUGGUGGAGCUUUUUCUUUUCUUUUUUUUCUUUUUUUUGUUUUGGUCAAGCUGUGAGUCAUUACUUGGAAUGAAUUUGCCUCAAAUACUACCUCCCUUUGAUAUUAAAUCCUAUACUUCAUAUACUCCCCCAUUUUAAAUUGUGUCCUAAGGCAAAAUCGUGACAUCGUGAUCUAAAAGACACAAGGUAAACGGCUCCAUACGUGACCCGGAUGAAGCUUAAAUACGAAGCUACAAAGUCAAGUAUAACCGAGUAUCCUAAAACCAAGAGUUUAGAUCAGGCAGAGCUCAGAGAUGUGAGGCUAACCUGAUAAUACAGACACAUUACAAAGACAGUGCAGGGUUUACCUACCUGACACAGACUUUCCUGUUCUGCUCAUGCAUUCCUGCCUUACAUGAUUGCAGUGGGUGUGGUCUGAGAGACUUUGGCUGCUGGCAGCCUAGAAAAUAUAUGAACUUUUAUUGUUGUAGAUUAUUCAAGAGGCAUCAGGAUGAUAUCGUAAAUGUAGCAUAUGUAUUGAAGUAACCCUUGGUGUUCAAAUUGGGAAACAUAACUGCUAAGGUCAAACGGUCAUUGAAGUAUACUUCUUUUCUCCCUCCUGCUCACGGACCCUUGCCAACACAAUCUUGCUUUUGACUUAAACGUUUUUUUGAGAACAAAAAAAGUUUACAUCACACACUGAUACUAUUUAAUCUUAAGGUAUUCACAUGUCUUAUUAGAAAUGAUGAAACUGAAUGAAGUUUAUUGAGACAUAACUUCUCUGCUGUGGUGAAGACAUGCACUGGGAGAGUACAGUAUGCUGUGUACAGUAUUUAACUAUUCCAUUUGUUAUUAUGAAUAGUCGAUAAGUAUAUUGUCUUUAAAAAGGAAAGCAAAAUAAAAUGACUUAUUUAUGA